Messenger RNA from Bufo gargarizans (Asiatic toad), 6089 nucleotides. RefSeq names its product PHD and ring finger domains 1 (gene PHRF1). The transcript is spliced from 21 exons. The record is from RefSeq and is a predicted model, not a curated record. The coding region runs from base 183 to 5561 and encodes 1792 amino acids. Lineage: Eukaryota; Metazoa; Chordata; Amphibia; Anura; Bufonidae.
AGUGACUGAGAGCACGUACAGAGCUGGCGUGGUCAUUUAUUUCUUACACAGCUUCCCACUACAAGUAUGGAAUCCUAAAUGGUGCCAUUAGAAAGUACAACCUGUCCUGCAAAAAUGUUGUUUACACAGACCUCCAGAUCCCAUCGUGUCCAACUGAGGGGAUGCUUCUCUGAUGCCUAACGAUGGAUGAUGAAGAAAAUCAGGACCAACUGAUCAACAGGAACACCUCCCAGGGGAAAAGCCGGCGACAAGGGCCAUUCCUAGCCAGUGAUGAUGAAAAUGUGGAGGAAUCUGGUGGAUCAAGGAGUGAAGAAGAGGAUGAUAUGGAUGAAGAAGAUGGUGAGGAGGAAGACGGGUCUGAUUCAGAAGAAGACGAUGAAGAUGAAGAUGAAGAGGACCUUCCAGUUGGAAGCUCAGACCCCACUCUCUCUGCUGCAGAUUUAAAUGAAGCUAUGAGCUCUGAUGAGGAAAGAGAGAACUGUCCCAUAUGUCUGAAUGGCUUUAGAGACCAGGUUGUGGGGACGCCGGAAAACUGCAACCAUUAUUUCUGUCUGGAAUGCAUUGUCGAGUGGUCAAAGAAUGCCAACUCGUGCCCUGUGGACAGAAUUACCUUUUCAUGCAUUCAUAUCAGGGCCCAUUAUGGAGGCGAGAUCCUUAAAAAGGUCCCAAUACUAAGUAAAGCAGAUGAGAAUUUGUUGGAAGAAGAGGACCCUACAAAUUGUGAAGUUUGUGGGCGCAGUGACCGAGAGGAUCGGCUGCUGCUGUGUGAUGGCUGUGAUGCCGGGUACCACAUGGAAUGUCUGACGCCUCCCCUCAACGCCAUUCCUGUGGAUGAAUGGUUCUGCCCAGAAUGUGCUGCUACGAAUCAGCCUGAUGAAGACGCAGUUAGUGAGGAAGAAGUCUCAAGCCUGCUGGCAGAUGUAGUUCCCACCACAAGCCGUCUGAGGACCAAUGCGGUGAGGACUCGUGCCAUUGCCCGCACCAGGCAAAGCGAGAGGGUGAGAGCCAGUGUCAACAGGAUCCGUACCACAGCACGUCAUAGCCAGAAUGUUCCAAGGUAUUUAUUGUCCUCUCUUCUUGAUGAAACCAUUGAGGCAGUUGUAGCCGGACUCAAUACUGCUGUCUACCAACGAAAUCUGACUCCCCGUACCACCACCACAAGACGGAAAAGAAGAACUGGAAAAAAAACAGGCGAGUCAAAGGCGUCCAAAGGAAGCCAUGGGGUACGAAAAAGGCGGAAACGACGGUUUAAAAGGCGAAAAGGACGAAAGCCGAUGAGUCGCAAAGUUCCAACUUCCCACAGGCGCAUUGCAAGGUCUUUGGGUAUGUGCAGUCCGCAGCGGGGAUCUGCAUUACCUCGCAUGCAGAGGGCACAAGAACAAACAUUAGGCUCCAUGAGACAUGACAUUGGUGCUGCCACCCUCUCUGUGUUUGGCAGUGCACAUGACCUAGAUCCAUUUGACAGUAAUGAUGAUCAGAUCAGUAAUCUCUCAUCUCCACUGACUGCUAAGCGGAGGGUCCUCUCUCGCUCUGCCUUGAGGUCACAUCAACCAGUUGCAAGGCCCAUCUCUGUUGGACUUUCACGAGGCAGAGCACCCCCCUUAGCUUCUGAUUCAGUUGCAGAACCUGUGCCGGAUCUCCUGGGAAGUAUCCUCUCUGGGCAGAGCAUGCUCAUGAUGAAGAGUUCUGAUAUUGUGAUCAGUCGAGAUGGAUCUUUGACAGCCAAGAAAUCUGGUGAAAUUUCAUCACAGAACUCUAGGGAAGAAAUAACACCAGCUGGCCUAAAGGAACCAAGCCCAUCUCACUCAGGGUCCCCAACAAUCUCCUCCUCACCGAAUACAUGGAAACCUGUUGUACAGCAACCACAUCUCAUUUUUCCUUCAUCUGAUCUAUACUCCCUGUCCCCUUCACCUUCGCCACCUCCUGCAUCAUCCUCUUCUAUAAGCAUGGAUAGAUUAUCUGUGCCCGACUCUUUAAUGCUUGGGAUUUCUCCUUUCCGAUUGAAGAAUGCUUUUACCCCACGGGUUGUCCAAGUGCAGUCUGCUGGACGUCUAACAUCAAAGGGAGCUGACCCGCUUCGUAUGAAUGGAACACUUCGCAAUCCAGAGUCAGCCAACUUAAAUGAUCCAAUCCCUCCAAAACCACCAGAGGUCAAGCAUCCGAUCAGGCCAUGUGCUAAAAGACUGGACAUUUCUGAAUUUCCUCGGAUACCAAAGAUCAAAAAGGAGACCAACAUCAGUCCCAAUAGUGAAGGCAGAAAACGUUUGGAGUCCUCUGCCAGCAGCAGUGCAAAUGCUAGCCUUCCAAGGCCUCUUGUAAACCAGCUAACUGGACGAGGUGAGAGUAAGCAGUUAGGCAGGUUUCCUACAUCAGAAAAUACAGAAAAAAGCACUCGCCAAGAAUCUCAAACACCUUCAAGACCCUGUGGUGGAAUUUCAUCUAGUCAUACAGCCUCAAGCAACAGUAAAGCACCUCUUUCGAACUCAUCGAGGAAUGCGGGUUCCUCAGAUUCAGGAGGAGGGCUUAGAAUAACAAUAAGUGGCAGUUCAAGUAAUUCUUGUAGACAAUUCAGUCCUAGUGCUAAAGACCCUUUCCGCACAUCAGAAGGAAAAACGCAACAAAGGGCUACACCGCUUUACCCUUCAAAUAUCAAACAAGAAAAAACUAUUAAAAAUGAAAUUUAUGAUCCUUUUGAGCCAACAGGUUCAGAUUCAGGGUCGCAAAAUAGCAGUCCAGAAAGGCCUGCCACACCCCCGAUACCCUCCACAUCCACUGAGAACACUGCUACAGCUCCAUCUACUGGUGUGAAAGUGGGAGCAUUUCGGAGCUUUAAGUUCACCACCCACUCUAGUAGAGUUGGUAUAUCUAAACUUGGGCCUGACUUUUCUGGGCAGUCACCCACCAACAAAGAGUCACAAGAAAGGAGAAGUCCAGAAAAUGUAAGCUCAGAGUCUCCCCCUACACUUAAAAUGGAUAAUGAGAUUAAAAAGGAAAUUAAGGAAGAAAUAACUGAACAUAUUCCUUUUAGAAUAACCUGUCCAUUGUCUGGACUAAAAAUUACAUCUGAUCUCACGGCAGGUGGUACUCGCGGCUUCCAUUUUGAUGUAGAAGAUCAGCCUAAAAUUUCUAUUAAAACUGAGCCAGAUGUACUUCCAAACAGAACUUUUCACCAUAGUACUGCAGGUGGUAGAGUGGUGUGGGAGGAAGAGGAACCCUUGGAGUCCUGCUCUUUAUCCAUUAGUCAUAGCAUAGAACUACAGAAAAAGAAAAUCACAGUUAAGGAGGAACCAAAGCCAUGCUCAAGGUCGAGAUCUAGAACAAGGUCCCGAGAACAAGAGCCAAGAUCUGCAUCUUGGUCUGCAGAAGAAAAAGAGAGAAAACUCAAAUCAAAGUCACAUAAGGUAAAGCGAUCACGUAGUGACAGGUCAAGCUCUGGAAGCUGUGAACGUUCCAAGAAGAAGCGUCAAAAAGAGAAAAAGAAAGAAAAGAAAAAGAAGAACUACGAGUCUAGAGAAAGAAGAAGGUCCAGAUCUAGCAGUCGGAGUAGCUCGUCCCACAGGAUUUGUAACAUUAAGAAGAAAAAGAAGAAGAAGCGUGAUUCGAGGAGUGAAUCUGCCAGUCGUCGAUCUGUUAGUCCUGAAAAAGAAAAAAAGAGGAAGCACAAAAGUGACAAGAGCUAUUCCAACAAAGAAAGCACUUCUAAAGUGAAAGAGAAGAAGAAGUCCAAGGAAGACCGGGAAAAGCAAAAAACAAGGUCACAACCAUUGACUAAGGAGAUUAAAACUCACAAGUCAAGGGACAAAUCUCCCACGUUUCAAGACCAAGAGAUAACUAGACACAUUGUCUUGUCCCCAAAUGACAAUGAAACAACUAUAAUGUGUACAGUUAGCUUUAAAUCUGAGUCCCCCACAAUUGUUCAAGAGACAAAAAGGUCCAUGCUUCUUAUACCCAAAGAAGAAGUCCAUGAAAGACAUGCAUUCCAGUACUUGGAAAGUAACAUUUCCAUUGAAGAGGAAAAAGAUGUUGAGCUAUCUGAUUGUGAUGAGGAAGUUAAGAUGGAACCCGAAAGCCCACCCUGGUCUCCAUCUCUUUUGGAUUCCUUGGUUCCUGAAAACAAUAAUGAAGACAUCCCAGAACCCCCUUCUCCAAAGGAAUCUUCUCCUUUAAACGACUUGCUAGCUACAUCUGUGGUUAGUCCCCAAGCUUCAUUGUUGUCUACUGGCACAGAGCCUGCUAGUCCAAAGUCUCCUAGUCCACCGCCAUCUUGUGGGGAUCAUUCCUUGUCUACUGCUGUUCUAACUGUCAAUAAGGAGGAUGAUGAUCUUCAGUGGUCACCUUCCCACUUAGAUGAUUUUCUAUUAAAUGAACUUUCUGACGACGUGUGCUCGGUGGAGGCUGCCAGCCCAGAUGAUGUGGAUCUUGAAGAGGCUAUAAUGAUGAAGAGAGAAGGGGACUUUAAGGAGCCUGCUAUAAUAAACUUCUCUGAAAAGGCAGUCAUACCGUUUCUACAAGAUGAUGAAAAUUCAGGUGACGGAGCAGCUGGAAACCACAUUGAUGAAAAGACCACAAAUAACGGGAACACCACUGUGGAAGACAUCAAGUCUGAUGACCUUGAGGAAGCAGCUUCAUCGUCUAUCUCAAAAUCCAAACUUCAGAUAAAGAGAGUGACCUGGGACCUUCAGAAAGAUGCUGAUAAAAACGCCACCCCAGAAGAAUCUGGAUCUUCCCCCUUCAGCAAUUCUCAGUCAGAAACUUGGGCAGCCUCAACUGGGUUUACAGGCAGUCAAGUAACCAGCUACAAACCAGAUUCUUCAAGUGAAACUUCAAGCCCCCUUGCCUGGAACACCCCGGAUGUAUCUACUCAGGGAUCUUUGAUCCAGUCAGUAGGUCAGGUAUUAUGGAAUUCAGAAAACAGAACCCAGAAUAAUGUUAAAGCUGAAGACAAACCCAUAGCACAUUCUGUAAACACACUUGGAGCCAUAACUCGAGAAAGACAAGUUAAGGACUCCAGUCAGAUUCCUUGGAUUGCCACGGAUACGCCAGUUCAGGUGUUCCCACAGACCUUGCCUCUAUUACCACUUCCACCAAUCUUUCCCCCUUACGCCCCUGUGAGUGAGCCCACAGUUCCCUGUGUACUUCAGAGCAACAGAACCAUGCCCAGCCAGACACCAAAACCUGGCAGUCUGGCUACAGCAAAUGAACCCAAGAUGCAGGCAGCAAGCACAGGUGAAAAAAAAGGAAAAUCAAAACUAUCAAAAGCAGAAAAAGCAAAGAAUGAAGAGUACAUGAAGAAACUUCAUAUGCAGGAGAGAGCGGUGGAGGAGGUCAAACUGGCCAUAAAACCAUUUUACCAGAAGAGGGAAAUCACAAAGGAUGAAUACAAAGAGAUCCUGCGUAAAGCAGUGCAGAAGAUCUGCCACAGCAAGAGCGGGGAAAUCAACCCAGUUAAAGUGGUGAACUUGGUCAAAGGCUAUGUGGAUAAGUACAAACACAUCAGAAAUAAACAGAAGAAAUCCGGAAUAUUUGAGGAUUCUGACUUGGGCCGCGAUUCACCCAUAUAAGUUAUCAUGAGAAACUGCAGAGUACAUACUAAGUAGACAUCUUUCAUCGGAGGUCGUCUGGUCACACGCCCUCCUUCUCAGUCAAUGAUUUGUAGUAUACAGAGGAGAUGAUUUUCAUUAUUCAGGACAAAAAAAAUGUCUGAUUUAUUCUUCUAAACUCGUCUUGGAUUUUUUGUUUGCCAGUUUUGAACCAUAUUGCCAUAUACUGCGCACCGCUCUGCCAGCUUGCAUUUCACAGAGGUUCUCCCUAGAGACGUGGAAAAUACGGAAAGCAGAAGUAACACCAUGUCACAGAGACUUGGGAUUAUUGUUGACAUCUGUUGUUCUAUCCCUUUGUAGUUUGUGUUACUAAAGUAUACAUGAAAGAAUGAAUAGAUACAUUUGUAACAAACUCUCCUUUUUUUUUUCUUUUUCUGUGGGUACAUUUUUGAUUGGCAUGGAAGAGCGGUGAACAGCCAGCCUUUAAUAAUGAGAGCAAUGGAAGAAAAUGUUCUGGAAUAAAGAUUUGUCCUUUGACAAUGAAAUAUG